GUUUAGCCCAUGUUCGCCAACAUUGCUUGCUUCGGGCUCUGAGGACGGGCUGAUCUUAGUGUGGGAUAUAGCGAACAUUGUUCGCCAACAUGUCUGCUCCAUCAGUCCCCACAUAUCAGCAUAUUUCUAGUCCCUCGCUCACCAUUUCUUCUCUAUCGUGGAGCAAGUUUUUACCAAACCUGAUUGUCUACACAUCAUCCGGUGGAACUACUUCGAUUGUCGAUUUGAGCUCGAAAGCUUCUACUGUCAGUCGCUGUGAGUGCAUGAGGCGCUGUUCGUCCGUGGAGUUCAGUCCAGUUAAUGAAAACGUGUUGCUUGUGGCCUGUGAUGAUGCUUUUGAGUCAAGCUCUUUGAUGGAAUUUGAUCUAAGGAAAAUGGAAGAACCACUCAUGAAAUUUUGUGAACAUUCAGAAGGUGUCAUCGCCAUGUCCUGGAGUCGAUGGAAUGACUUAGUCGUCACUACGAACAACCAUAAGGUGAUUGUUUGGGAUAUGUAUGAGAGACUGGUGAUUUCUGAGAAGAACUCCCAGAGUCGACUAUUUGAUGUGCAAUGGAACAAGACAUCGGAAGACACUUUCUUCUCUGAGGGGACCUCGGCAAGGUCAUUUGUAGCCGCAUCAGAUGGGCAGUUACAUCUGUACGAGGUUGAUUUCCCGCUUAUUACCUGAGACUUUAGACUUUGCAUAAGCAAAAAUAGUUGUAGCUAGUUAGAGUCGGAGUUAUAACAUGAUACAUGUGGAUGA
This is a messenger RNA of Triticum dicoccoides, 743 nucleotides long. Its product is annotated as protein transport protein Sec31B-like. The transcript is spliced from 7 exons. NCBI's taxonomy places the organism in Eukaryota, Viridiplantae, Streptophyta, Magnoliopsida, Poales, Poaceae. The coding region runs from base 90 to 668 and encodes 192 amino acids. The record is from RefSeq and is a predicted model, not a curated record. Gene Ontology annotation, cellular component: COPII vesicle coat; endoplasmic reticulum exit site. Gene Ontology annotation, molecular function: structural molecule activity; protein binding. Gene Ontology annotation, biological process: endoplasmic reticulum organization; COPII-coated vesicle cargo loading; endoplasmic reticulum to Golgi vesicle-mediated transport.